Messenger RNA from Solanum pennellii, 921 nucleotides. RefSeq names its product co-chaperone protein p23-1-like. Gene Ontology annotation, biological process: chaperone-mediated protein complex assembly; protein folding. Gene Ontology annotation, molecular function: protein-folding chaperone binding; Hsp90 protein binding. The coding region runs from base 153 to 695 and encodes 180 amino acids. The record is from RefSeq and is a predicted model, not a curated record. Gene Ontology annotation, cellular component: nucleus; cytosol. Lineage: Eukaryota; Viridiplantae; Streptophyta; Magnoliopsida; Solanales; Solanaceae. The transcript has 6 exons.
UAAAUGAUACAAAUAAAAAUAUUUUCACUUUUCCAAAUAUCAAGGCAAUAGAAGUAUAUAGAAACUUCCUGCAGUAUAUAAUCAAAACCUAGCAAUUCCAAAACGGCACAUACAAACCUCUGCUCUCUCAAUUUUCCUCCCUACCAACAAUCAUGAGUCGACAUCCUUCUAUCAAGUGGGCCCAGAGGUCUGACAAGGUGUUUAUCACAGUUGAGUUACCUGAUGCCAAGAAUGUAAAGCAGAAACUAGAAUCAGAAGGAAAAUUCUCUUUUUCUGCAACUGCUGGAGCUGAUAAUGUUCCAUACGAAGUCGUUCUUGAUCUCUUUGAUAAAAUUGACGUUGAUGAGAGCAAGUCUAGUAUUACAUGUAGAAAUAUCUGCUAUCUUGUAAAGAAGGCAGAAGACAACUGGUGGAGCAGACUGAUUAAGCAAGAAGGUAAAUCACCAACGUUUUUGAAAGCUGACUGGGACAAAUGGGUUGAUGAAGAUGAACAGGAUGGUGAACCAGCUGGAGCAGAUAUGGAUAUGGGUGACAUUGACUUUUCGCAACUCAACAUGGGUGGUGGUCUAGGGGAUUUUGAUGCUGAUGAGCCUGAAGAAGAAGAUGAAAGCGACACUGAAGAAGAAAUCGAGCAUGAACAUAGUGAAUCUCAAGCAGCAACUCCAGCAAGCCCUCAAGUUGAGAUAAAAGCUUAGAGAAGCUCUCCCUAUUUUUUAUGCUUUUUGUUUAACUUCUAAUUAUUAGUAUAAGAUAUUUAGUUUGAAGUUAUGUGUCUUGACUAUUGGUGAUGGAGCUUAUGUUUUGGCUUUGUUAUUCAGUGUUUAUACAUUUGGGAUUAUUUAACUUAGAGAAAAAGUAGAUUAUGAGAAGUAAUCUGAGGAUCCAAUUAUGUUAAGAAACAAAUUAAAUGUUUUUGUUGCA